GAAAACGAAAAAUUUACAAAUGCCACAAUGUUAAUUGUCAGUUGUCAGUGUCAAUCGUCAGAUGUUAUUCCUCGAAUUAGUCAUUUUUGUUGUAAACUGUAGUAAAUAGAAUAGAAUUAUUAAUUAUUGUUUAGAAGGAACAAAGAGCAUCAGAAUGUCUGAGGAAGACGUUGAAAAGUGGUCGACCGAGGAAAGAAAUAUAGACCUACACGUAUCUCCAAGCUGUUCAAGCUUUGAAGUGUUAGAUCCACAUGAUCCAGUCAUAAGCCGCUUGGCAACACAACUAUUCAAGCGUACUAAUGACUACUUGCAGGGGGAAAUGGCAGCUGGACAGGAUCACUAUGUAUUACUGGAAGAGAUAAAUAGAUUGGCUAUAACAAAAUAUACUGAUCUUAAAAAUCUCACUGUCAAUUUGGCUAAGACUUUGAAUGAAUAUAAUGAAAUGUAUGUAACCAUCCUCAAACCACUUUUAUCACAAAUUGACGACAUUGACGCUCAGGUGACUCAGUUUGAGGCGAGUGCUUAUAGUUUGGAUAGCUACACAAAGCAACUUAAAGCGAGAUUCAAGGAACUUGAAGAAAAAUAAUGAAAAAAAAAAAUU
Messenger RNA from Zerene cesonia (dogface butterfly), 601 nucleotides. It is a transcript of the gene Blos2, whose product is annotated as biogenesis of lysosome-related organelles complex 1 subunit 2. The transcript has 5 exons. Gene Ontology annotation, molecular function: gamma-tubulin binding. Bases 155 to 586 code for a protein of 143 amino acids. Gene Ontology annotation, cellular component: BORC complex; gamma-tubulin complex; BLOC-1 complex. The record is from RefSeq and is a predicted model, not a curated record. Gene Ontology annotation, biological process: endosomal transport; lysosome localization. Lineage: Eukaryota; Metazoa; Arthropoda; Insecta; Lepidoptera; Pieridae.